Messenger RNA from Lucilia sericata (common green bottle fly), 1247 nucleotides. RefSeq names its product succinate--CoA ligase [ADP/GDP-forming] subunit alpha, mitochondrial-like. Lineage: Eukaryota; Metazoa; Arthropoda; Insecta; Diptera; Calliphoridae. Gene Ontology annotation, cellular component: mitochondrion; succinate-CoA ligase complex (ADP-forming). The record is from RefSeq and is a predicted model, not a curated record. The transcript has a single exon. Gene Ontology annotation, molecular function: succinate-CoA ligase (GDP-forming) activity; succinate-CoA ligase (ADP-forming) activity. Gene Ontology annotation, biological process: tricarboxylic acid cycle. The coding region runs from base 108 to 1172 and encodes 354 amino acids.
AAAGCUUUAUUUUAAAGACAGCUAAUAGAAAAUUUUCUAACAACAUAAAAAUAUAUAUUUCUUAGAAUAAACAAUAAAAACACAGAUAUAAAACAGUAUUAUCAAACAUGGCCCUAAUAGCGAAUCUACGCUUCGCGUUAAAGCAAAAUUUUCUGAAAUAUCCUUUGAAUAUAAAAUUCAUACGUUUCGCUUGCGAGGAGGCUUACCAAGAAACCCUUAAGAAUCUGUGCAUUACUAAAGAGUCUAAAGUUAUAUGCCAGGGAUUUACCGGUAAACAGGCCACUUUCCAUUGCAAGGAGGCCAUAGCCUAUGGCACCAAAAUGGUGGGUGGUGUUUCACCAAAGAAGGCCGGUACUAAACAUUUAGAUUUGCCGGUAUUCAAAACUGUUGAAGAGGCCAAAAAGGCCACUUGUCCACAUGCAUCGGUGAUAUAUGUGCCACCUCCCGCCGCGGCUGCUGCCAUAAUGGAAUCUAUUAAAGCAGAGAUACCUUUAAUAGUAUGUAUUACGGAAGGUGUUCCCCAACACGAUAUGGUUAAGGUCAAGCAGGCUUUAUUGACCCAGGAAAAAUCACGUUUAGUCGGUCCCAAUUGUCCGGGCAUUAUAGCACCCGAACAAUGUAAAAUAGGUAUAAUGCCGGGUUUUAUACAUAAACGUGGUAUGAUUGGCAUAGUCUCACGUUCGGGCACCUUGACUUAUGAAGCGGUUAAUCAAACUACACAAUUUGGUUUGGGUCAAACUUUAUGUGUGGGUUUGGGUGGAGAUCCCUUUAAUGGCACAAAUUUUAUAGAUUGUUUAGAAAUCUUCCUGAAAGAUCCCAACUGUAAGGGCAUAGUAAUGAUAGGUGAAAUUGGAGGAGAUGCUGAGGAAAAGGCUGCGGAUUUUUUAAAUGAAAAUAAUUGCGGUGAUCCUCCUAAGCCAGUAGCAGCUUUUAUUGCCGGUUUAACUGCCCCACCCGGCAGGCGUAUGGGUCAUGCUGGGGCUAUUAUAUCGGGAGGCAAAGGUGGGGCCAAAGAUAAAAUAGCUGCUCUUAAAGAUGCCAAUGUGGUGGUGACCAAUAAUCCCACAACUAUAGGUAAAGUUUUAUAUCAAGAAAUGCUAGAAAUGGAAAUUAUUAAGCCGCCCAGCAAAAAGCCAGAGGAAAAGCCAGCAGAAAAGGGCAAGAAAAAAUAAGAUUUUCCUUUAAAAUGUGUUAACACCAAAUGAUUUUGUAAUAAAACUUCAAAUUUUGUUCAUUUCAUUUUAAAA